Fulmarus glacialis (Northern fulmar) is the source of this 1521-nucleotide messenger RNA. RefSeq names its product ADAM metallopeptidase domain 17 (gene ADAM17). Lineage: Eukaryota; Metazoa; Chordata; Aves; Procellariiformes; Procellariidae. The record is from RefSeq and is a predicted model, not a curated record. Gene Ontology annotation, molecular function: metalloendopeptidase activity. The annotation marks the transcript as partial. Gene Ontology annotation, cellular component: plasma membrane. Gene Ontology annotation, biological process: membrane protein ectodomain proteolysis; Notch signaling pathway. The transcript has 12 exons.
CAAUUUAGCUUUGAUAUUGCUGAGAAAGCAGCUCAUGUGUGCCUUGCUCAUCUCUUCACGUAUCAAGAUUUUGACAUGGGAACGCUUGGAUUGGCUUAUGUUGGCUCUCCCAGACCUAACAGUCAUGGUGGCAUUUGUCCUAAAGCUUAUUAUAGUCAAAUUGCAAAGAAGGACAUCUAUCUGAAUAGUGGCUUAACCAGCACCAAAAACUAUGGGAAGACCAUCCUCACAAAGGAGGCUGACCUAGUUACAACGCACGAACUCGGACAUAACUUUGGAGCAGAGCAUGAUCCCGAUAGUCUGCCAGAGUGUGCCCCCACUGAAGACCAAGGAGGGAAAUAUGUUAUGUAUCCAAUUGCUGUCAGUGGAGAUCAUGAAAACAAUAAGAUGUUCUCAAGCUGCAGCAAAAAAUCCAUCCAUAGGACCAUAGAGAUCAAGGCCCAGGAAUGCUUCAAAGAGCGCAACAACAAAGUGUGCGGGAACUCCAGGGUGGAUGAAGGGGAGGAAUGCGAUCCUGGCCUCUUAUACCAACAGGCUGAUCCCUGCUGCUCUGCAGACUGUAAACUGAAAGACGGUGCCAAAUGCAGUGAUCGGAACAGCCCCUGCUGUAAAGGCUGCCAGUUUGAAAGUGCACAGAAGAAAUGCCAAGAAGCCAUAAAUGCUACUUGUAAAGGAGAGUCUUUUUGCACUGGGAACAGCAGCGAGUGCCCCCCUCCAGGGAAUGCUCCAGAUGACACAGUCUGCGUGGACAUGGGGAAGUGCAAGGAUGGGGAGUGCGUCCCUUUCUGCGAGAGGGAGAAGAACCUACGGUCGUGUGCGUGCAACGAAACGGAUAAUUCCUGCAAGGUAUGCUGCCGGGACGAGCAGGAUAGGUGCAUACCGUACGUCGAUGCUAAUGACCAGUUCCUGUUCCUGCGCAAGGGGAAGCCUUGCACUGUGGGCUUCUGCGAUACAAAUGGUAAAUGCGAGAAGCAAGUACAGGAUGUAAUUGAACGAUUUUGGGAUUUCAUAGACCAACUCAGCAUCAAUACUUUCGGGAAGUUCCUAGCGGAUAAUAUAGUGGGCUCUGUGCUUGUCUUCUCCUUACUUUUUUGGAUUCCUCUCAGCAUCCUUGUGCAUUGUGUGGACAAGAAAUUGGACAAGCAGUAUGAGGAGAACACAAAGUCCCUGUUUUGCCCCAGUAACGUGGAGAUGCUCAGCAGCCUGGACUCUGCCUCCGUUCGAAUCAUCNGCCCAAAGCGAAAAGCCGGCCCCCAGCCGCUGCAGCCCAUCACAGCCGUGCCCGCUGUCACUGCGGCACCGAAACAGGACCACCAAAGAAUGGACACUAUUCAGGAGGACCCAAGCACUGACUCUCACAUUGACGAGGACGGGUUUGAGAAGGACCCUUUCCCAAAUAGCAGCUCGGCCGCCAAAUCUUUUGAGGACUUGACAGACCAUCCUGUCAUUAGGAGUGAGAAAGCUUCGUCCUUUAAACUACAGCGCCAGAACCGAGUGGACAGCAAAGAAACAGAAUGCUAG